This is a messenger RNA of Tricharina praecox, 1664 nucleotides long. RefSeq names its product Di-sulfide bridge nucleocytoplasmic transport domain-containing protein. Gene Ontology annotation, biological process: lipid homeostasis; nuclear envelope organization. The transcript is spliced from 3 exons. Gene Ontology annotation, cellular component: nuclear membrane; nuclear envelope. The coding region runs from base 277 to 1572 and encodes 431 amino acids. The record is from RefSeq and is a predicted model, not a curated record. NCBI's taxonomy places the organism in Eukaryota, Fungi, Ascomycota, Pezizomycetes, Pezizales, Pyronemataceae.
CCGUUGACGAGUCGCCGUUGUUGCCCCUGACAACCCCCCUGUUGCUUUUUCAUUCCACACCCAUCCAGAGCAAACACGCGUCUUUUCCGCAGUUGAAGCCUUCGACAUCGUCACGAGAAACCACUACUUUGCUGUAGCUGCCGUUUCAUCUCGAGCAUCACCGCGAUUCCAGCCCCACAUCCCUUACCUGGGUAUAUCUGCGUCAUAUCUCCCAACCUAAUACCUUCAUCUAUUGAGUUCACUCCACGACCCACCUCCACUGGCACUUCCCCAAUCAUGGAGACCCGCGGCCAAGAAUCACCAAUGGACUUCCAGUGGGAGAACUCCUCUGGCAGAGUCGAUCCGAACUCGCCUUUCCGGAUGAAUGGGUUCCAGCGCACACUUGCCGAGGAGACACCUGUCAAGAGAGGAACUGCAGCGACACAUUCAGUCUUCGGAUCAUCGCCGAUCAAACAGCCCGUGUUCGCAACGCCCGCGCAGACACCGUAUACCCCCCGAACCCCAUAUCGUGAGACACCACAUCAAUCGAGGUUCGAGACCCCAUCGUUCCGGACACCUCGCCGGCCCUUUGCCACUCUGUCGAAGGACUCGGAUGUAUUCGACACCCCCGACACGGAAAGCGAAGCGCCGACGCCCGACGCCGCCGCGCUCCAGCUCCUCCGCAGCACCAAGAAGACCAACGCCAACAGCGGAGCGAUCUCUGCCACUCCCGGGCGUGUCACCGGGCGCGGCGAGCUCCGGCGCGGCAGCAACAGACACAGCAUCAGCAAGCCGCGACGCCGCCGACGCACCGAGCUCGACCAGGUGUCCGACGACGAUGACGACGACUUCAAUUGCUCGGAGACCGACUACGGGUUUGCCUCCACGCGCAAGACGCCGCGGAAACCCAAGCGCGCCGACGGCCCGGACUGGCUCGCGAUGCACCAGCGGAUCCCGGUGGUCGUCUCCGCGUACCUCGGGCUAUUCGUGCACGCCUCGUGGGUUGCGCUGGCGAUCUACAUCCUCUUCGCGUGUUUCCGCGUGGUGCAGCAGGACAUGGCGCACCGCGUGUACGAAGCCGCCGAGUCCGUCUCCCUCCACAUCGCAGAGUGCACCAAGAACUACCUGCAGAACCGCUGUGCGCCCGACACCCGCGUGCCCGCCACCGAAGCCGCCUGCGCCAUGUGGGAGAAGUGCAUGGCCCAGGACCCCGCAAAGGUCGGCCGCGCAAAGGUCUCGGCCGCUACUAUUGCAGAGAUCCUGAACGGCUUCGUCAACGAGCUCCACUGGAAGACUAUCGGUCUCUUCGCGCUCGUCGUAAUGCUCUGCUGGAUAGGCAGCAAGGCCAGCGCCGUCGCCACGCUGAAGGAGCAGAACCACCCGCACCCGUUUGUCGCAGCGACGAUCCCACCGCUCGCAUCGCAGUGGACGCCCCACCACAUCCCCUCGGAGUCGUAUGCAUACACGCCCGCACACCAACCUUGGGCUACACCCUUACUCAGGAAGGGAGGAGGUGGUGGUGCUGGUGGGGAGCACGGUCGGACGCCCCGGAGGAUGAGAGAUGAUGAUCAGCAGGUGGUCGAGUGGAAGUGAACCAGUGAACCAGGGAUAUCCCGUCGAAAUUUGGGAAUGGAAUGGGACGGACUUCUUUUUAAAUUCUUCGCAACUUUUUUUUUGGGGGGGGG